CCUAUAUGACAACAUGAGUAAAAAUGUUAUUUACGUAAAUUAAAACUAUUAUAUUACGCCCGGAUAUUUUUAAAAUCUAAAUCUAUUAUAUUUAAACAAAUUUUUCUUGAGAAAAUAUACCUAGGCCUAUGCCUACUGAAGUUUGAUCACUUUCGUUCACCGGUUUCUCACAAAAUCAAAAUGGCGCUGUCCACGAUAGUUGCGGGCAAGACAUUACACACAGGACAUUUUGCUGUCAGUUUAUGUAAAUCAUGCUCUCGCUUCAACCAGAUCCGAUUUAGUCGAUACCCAAAAAAUUAUGUGGAACCGAUCCCAAACCCAGAGGUAUUCAAAUCAGGUGCACUUCCUAUUGACGUCAGCACACCGGUCAAAGCUGCUUAUAAUGAUGUCUCCUCCUCGUUAACUGCAGAUCCAUUAGCAAAUAAAUUUAUAAAUGUUAUGAUGGAAGGUGGCAAGAAAGAAAUUUGUAGGAAAAUAAUGGAUAAGACAUAUUUUGAGAUAAAGAGAAUUCAAUAUGGUAAAUUCCUUAAAGCAAGUGAGGAGAAUAAAUCAUCAAUAGAGCUUAAUCCAGCCGUAAUCUUCCAUCAAGCUAUUGAAAACUCAAAGCCGGUCAUUGGUUUAACUUCAGUCAAACGAGGAGGAAAAAGCUACCAAGUUCCAACACCUUUAAAAGAACCAAGGCAGCGUUUCCUAGCAAUGAAAUGGAUGAUUACAGAAUGCAAAACAAAAGAUCUUAAAACACACAUGCCAGAAAAAUUAGCUGAAGAACUACUAAAGGCCUAUGAAAAUACGGGUAAUGUUAUCAAGAGAAAACAUGAUCUUCAUAAAAUGGUUGAGUCAAAUCGAGCAUAUGCACACUUCAGAUGGUGGUGAGGAAUCUGUUAUAACAAAGACAUUGAAGUAUAGUAUCUAUGGAUUUCAUUGGCAGAAAUCACAUAUAUUUAACAACAAUCAACUUUUGAAACCACACCCACUUAUUGAUGAUGUCAUCAUAAGCCAAUAAAGGUGUUGUGGAGUGUUAACAGUUCACAGAGUGGGGUGAUGCAUAUUUACUGAUACAUUAAAAUACAGCCGGAAAACCAGUCUUUAAUAUAGUAGAUAACUGUGAUAAUGGUUCUUCAGUGACUUAAGUGGAUAUAUGGACUUUAAAAAUAGCACACCAAAGCCUGUUACCACACAUGACUCUGCUCCUGUUUCCUUCAAAAUAUUAUAUCAAUUUUUGUUCCAUAUGUACUGGCCUACGGACUCACUUUCUCUUGUUUUUUCUAGAACUUAAAUCUCAGCCAAAUCACUUCUUUGACCAGGCACCUGUGAUUUGGAAUCAACUUCCACUUAACAUCCGUCCGACUUCAUCUCUCCUUAAAACUUCAUCUCUCUACCAGUUUGUGUCUCUCCUUAAAACUUACCUGUUUCAAUAUAUUAAUGGUCUUAUAGUGCUGGGAGACACCAGUAAAGAGUGCUUUAUAAAUGCAAAUUAUUAUUAUUAUUAUUAUAAUACAGAUCAUUUUCGAUCUAAUUGGGCUGCAGAAGGAUUUCAAUUUUACCAUGAUCACAAAUUGGCAAUAGCGGAGACUGAAUUGCACGUGUGACAUACGUAUAUGUAAAACAGAUAAAAAUCACUUAAAACUAUAAAUUCAGAUUAGUAGUAUUGUACAUCAUUAAAGCAAAAAAAGACAUCAAAAUCUAAAAUAAGUCAGAUUUAAAAGGUUAGGGACAUUUCUUGAUGUAAUUAUGCAGCUAACCUUUUGAAGACUCGUUUUAUUAAUAAAAAAAAAUG
Molecule: messenger RNA, 1777 nt
Organism: Anneissia japonica
Lineage: Eukaryota; Metazoa; Echinodermata; Crinoidea; Comatulida; Comatulidae
Product: 28S ribosomal protein S7, mitochondrial-like
Exons: 6
Coding region: 181-873 (230 amino acids)
Biological process (GO): ribosomal small subunit assembly; translation
Cellular component (GO): ribosome
Molecular function (GO): mRNA binding; structural constituent of ribosome; rRNA binding
Source: RefSeq, a predicted model, not a curated record